UGGAUUUUUCUCCCUAUAGACUAGGGACCAUCGCUCCCUCCACACCCACAAGACAGAGAAAGAGAGUGCGUUUUUACUCAUUACCCUUGCCUCCUUUGCCCCCAUUGGUAAUCAUCAUUUCUAUCACACACUCUGACUGUGUUUUUUUUACUCGAUUCAUUAAAAAAUUUAUGUAUAUAUACGCUUCCAAUCGCAUUGCACUUGAAAACUGAACAACUGAAACCACGCAUAUAUGGCGAUGGCGUGCAUGAAGUUAGGAUCUAAAUCAGAGGUUUUUCAUCUCGAUCAGGACGAAAAAACCUGGACAUGUUCUUCUGGCCUUCCGAGUGAUGUUACCAUUGAAGUUGGAGACAUUUCAUUCCAUCUUCACAAGUUUCCGUUAUUAUCUAGAAGCAAAACAUUGGAAAAUCUCAUUGGAGAUUCUUCGGAUGAUGAAAAAAAGAUUAGCUUUGGGGAUGAAAAACGAUCUUGUGUUGUUAAACUUCAUGAUCUACCAGGAGGCCCAAAAAGCUUUCUCCUCGUUGCUAAAUUCUGCUAUGGUGUCAAACUAGAACUUAACUCAAACAAUGUAGUUCAUCUUCGUUGUGCAUCCGAGUAUCUUCAAAUGACCGAAGAAUAUGGAGAUGAAAAUCUCAUCAGUCAAACCGAAAACUUCCUUAAUGAAAUUUUUGAUAACUGGAACGAUACCCUAAAAGCACUGGAAUCAUGUGAAGAAGUGGUGGAAUAUGCAGAGGAUCUUCAAAUUGUUUCAAGAUGCAUCGAUUCUCUUGCAUUGAAAGCUUGUUCUUCAGAUAAAGAUUUAUUAGGGUGGCCAGUUUCAAGCAUGAGAGAAAACCCUUUUGCUACUGUAAUCUGGAAUGGAAUCCAAACCAGUUCUUCACCAAAUCAAGAUUGGUGGUAUGAAGAUGUUUCAGGGUUGAAAUUACCUCUUUACAGACGAUUCAUCUUAGCCAUUGAAUCAACAAGUUUGGAUCAAGAAAGGAUAGCUGGAUCACUCAUGUUCUAUGCAAAAAAGCAUCUUCCUUUACUUGGUAGACAAUCGAUGAUUCCAAAUGUGAAUCUUUCUUCUUUUUUCGAUUCAUAUUUGGAUCAAAAGACUCUUCUUGAAGAGAUAGUUGACUUGCUCCCGAGUCAAAAAGGUGUUGUUCCCACGAAACUCCUCCUCAGGCUGCUAAAAACAGCGAUGAUUUUACAUUGUAGCCCUUUGUGCCUUGAGAAUUUGGAAAGACGGGUCGGGUUGCAGAUGGAUCAAGCUUCCAUUGAAGAUAUUCUCAUUCCUAAUAUGGGGUAUUCAAGUGAGACACUUUAUGAGAUCGAUUGUGUUCAAAGGAUGCUUGAUCAUUUCAUGGUUGCAGAUCGAGAUCGCGAUCAAGAUGGAAGUGAAAUUACUGGUUCGGGUUGCUUAGAAGACAAUGAUGAUGAUUUAAUCAGGAAUUCUCACUCGCUUACACCCGUGACGAUGGUGGCUAAUCUCAUCGACAACUAUCUUGCUGAGGUGGCAUCCGAUGUUAACUUAAAGCUCGAAAAGUUUCAAUCUUUGGCUGCUACUGUCCCUGAUUUUGCAAGGUCAAUCGAUGACGGAAUGUAUCGAGCAAUAGAUAUAUAUCUCAAGGCACAUCCAUGGCUGACAGAUUCCGACCGGGAGCUACUCUGCCGGUUGAUGGACUGCCAGAAACUGUCACUAGAAGCCAGCACACACGCCGCCCAGAAUGAGAGAUUGCCGCUCCGUUUCAUAGUUCAGGUUCUCUUCUUCGAGCAGCUCCGGCUGCGGACAUCUGUCGCCGGCUGCUUAUAUGUCUCUGACAACUACAAUUCACAGACACACCUGAGCAGCAGCAUGGUGCUGCCGGAAAGUGGGAACGUGCAUCUUUUGACCACCGGAGGAAGCGAUCGGCGGGUCGUGGCGGUGGAUGACAUGCGGGGCCGUGUUUCUGAGCUUGAAAAAGAGUGUUUGAGCAUGAAGAAAGAGAUCGAUAAGAUUGUGAAGAGUAAAGGGAUAAGUUGGAAUAGUUUGUGCAAGAUGUUUGGGGUCGGUUUAAGGUUAAAAUCGAAGUCUCGUGAUCGGGGUGCCAAAAAUGUGUCGCCAGCAUCAAGAAUAAAAGAAAAUAAUCAAAAUGAAGAAAAUGGGAAUUGAAUCGAGUUGAGUGAUUGAGGGAGAUUAUUAGAAGGGGAAUUAGGUUGAGGAUUAAAUAAAUGGUAGGGAUAUUUUUUGUAAUUAAGGUGUCGAUCUUGAACCAUUUUUAAAUAUUGGUUCUUGAUUUCUCUGGUUUGUCCAGAAAAUUACCCCAAACGUAAAAUUUUGUCGGUAUAUUAUUUCUGCCAA
Molecule: messenger RNA, 2323 nt
Organism: Lactuca virosa
Lineage: Eukaryota; Viridiplantae; Streptophyta; Magnoliopsida; Asterales; Asteraceae
Source: the annotation of a GenBank genome assembly